Messenger RNA from Kwoniella botswanensis, 2250 nucleotides. RefSeq lists its product as uncharacterized. Gene Ontology annotation, molecular function: FMN binding; NADPH-hemoprotein reductase activity; flavin adenine dinucleotide binding. The transcript is spliced from 5 exons. The coding region runs from base 1 to 2250 and encodes 749 amino acids. Gene Ontology annotation, cellular component: cytosol. The record is from RefSeq and is a predicted model, not a curated record. NCBI's taxonomy places the organism in Eukaryota, Fungi, Basidiomycota, Tremellomycetes, Tremellales, Cryptococcaceae.
AUGGCCACUCAACUCGAUCUCCUCAUUAUCAUCCUCACUGUCUCCCUUCCCCUCUUGUACCUCUUCAGAGAAUCACUGCCAUUCAUCGGCGGUAAACCUUUCGCCGACUCCACGCAGAAUGGCUCGGCUCCAAGUAAAGCUAAGAAGGUUGAGGAGGAGGGAGAUCCCAGGAACUUCGUAGAGAAGAUGGAAAGAGCUGGAAAACGCGCUGUCAUAUUCUACGGAUCUCAAACAGGUACAGCUGAAGAAUAUGCCAUCCGACUUGCUAAAGAAGCCAAAUCACGAUUCGGUCUUUCCUCCUUGGUUUGCGAUCCCGAAGAACACGAUAUGAACCUUUUGGAUCAAAUCCCUUCAGACGCAGUGGUAUUCUUCGUAAUGGCUACAUACGGUGAAGGUGAACCUACAGAUAACGCAGCAGGAUUGAUGGAAUUGAUCUCUGAACCUGAACCUGAAUUCUCCCUUGGUGAGAGUAAAUUGGAAAACCUCAACUAUGUCGUUUUCGGAUUGGGAAAUAAGACUUAUGAGUUCUACAAUGAAGUGGCCAGAAAAUUAGAUAAACGAUUGAGUGAAUUGGGAGCAAGGAGAAUUGGAGAAAGAGGUGAAGGUGAUGAUGAUAAAUCCAUGGAAGAAGAUUAUCUGGCUUGGAAAGAUCCAAUGUGGGAAUCGUUCUCUAAGAUUAUGGGUGUAGAAGAAGGUGGUUCAGGUGAUGUAGCAGAUUUCUUAGUCACUGAAAUAACAGAUCAUCCACCCGAAAAAGUAUUUCAUGGUGAACUUUCACCUCGAGCUUUGUUAGCUGCAAGUGCAGCCAAUACCCCCUCUGGUGGAUACGGUAUCAAGAACCCUUACCCUGCUCCUGUCUUAGCUUCCAAAGAACUUUUCACCGUUGGAGGUGAUAGGAAUUGUGUUCAUAUCGAAUUCGAUUUGACCGGUUCGGGAAUGUCUUAUCAACAUGGUGAUCACGUUGGAAUUUGGCCUUCAAACCCCGAUAUCGAAGUAGAUCGAAUGUUAUCUGUCUUAGGUUUAGAUUCACAAGAUAAGAGAUUUAAUAUAAUCGAUAUCGAAUCUUUGGAUCCUGCUUUGGCAAAAGUACCUUUCCCUACUCCUGCGACAUACGAUGCGAUCUUCAGACAUUAUUUGGAUAUCUCCGCUAUAGCUUCAAGACAAACUAUCGCUUUCUUAGCUAGAUAUGCUCCUACCGAAUCCGCUCGAGAGAAAUUAACAGCAUGGGGAACGAACAAGGAAUUAUAUGCUGCAGAGAUCGAUGGUCCAGCUCUGAAACUUGCUGAAGUGUUACAAGCGGCUGUAGGAGAUUCUGUAGAUGCCAAUGGCGAUAAUGCUUUCAGUUCGACCAAAUGGCCAAUCCCAUUCGAUAGGAUCGUAUCUUCCAUACCAAGAUUACAACCUCGAUAUUAUUCGAUCUCAUCUUCAUCCAAGUUACAUCCUACUGCCAUUCACGUUACCGCCGUCGUCCUCAAAUACCAAUCGGCAGCUUCACCCGUUCACCAUCAUGAACCUCGAUGGGUGUUUGGUCUCAGUACGAACUUCAUAUUGAAUGUGAAACACGCUCACUCGGGAGCGAACACACCUGCAUCCGAACAGGAUAAUGCUCUUGAAUCGGUCACGAUGAAGAAAGUCCCUUCAUACAAGCUGGCUGGACCUAGAAAUAGUUAUGUCAAAGAGAAUGUAUACAAGGUCCCUAUACAUGUCAGACGAAGUACAUUUAGAUUACCCACUUCGCCUAAAGUGCCAAUCAUCAUGAUUGGACCAGGUACCGGUGUGGCACCAUUCAGAGGAUUCGUACAAGAACGUAUCGCUCUAGCUCGAAAGGCUAUAGAGAAGAAUGGACCUGACGCGUUGAAAGAUUGGGCACCGAUGUACUUGUUUUACGGAUGUAGGAAAUCGAAUGAGGAUUUCUUGUACAAAGAUGAAUGGCCAGAGUAUGAGAAGGAACUCAAAGGAGUGUUCAGGAUGAAAGUGGCUUUCUCAAGAGAAAUGAAAAAACCUGAUGGAAGCAAAGUAUACGUACAAGAUCUCAUCCAUGAUCUUCGAUCUGAACUUGCACCCCUGAUAGUGGACAAACGAGCUUAUAUCUAUAUCUGCGGUGAUGCCAAGAGCAUGUCGAAGGCUGUGGAAGAAAGACUGACCCAGAUGCUUGGUGAAGCUAAAGGUGGAACUGCUGAAGUUGAAGGUCCCAAGGAAUUGAAGAUGCUCAAGGAGAGGAAUCGACUCAUGACUGACGUUUGGAGUUAA